ACCGCAUUCUACGUCCUACGUCCUACGUCAUCACGUUGACCCUGAAGCGGAAGUAGACACGUGGGGUUGAAGCGAGUGAAGUGAAUCACGUCAACGCGCAUGCUGUGCUGCUACGAAGCUAAUUCAGGAUCAGAAGUAAACCCUCCUCUUCAUCAUCUUCAUCAUCAUGGCCGUGAGAGCAGCGUUUGAGAAAAACAACGAGAUCGGCUGCUUCGCCAAACUCACCAACACAUACUGCCUGGUGGCGAUCGGCGGCGCAGAGAACUUCUACAGUGUGUUCGAGGGAGAAUUGUCUGAAACCAUCCCAGUUGUUCACGCUUCCAUCGCAGGCUGUCGCAUCAUCGGGAGGAUGUGUGUGGGGAACCGUCACGGCCUCCUGGUGCCCAACAACACGACGGACCAGGAGCUGCAGCACAUCAGAAACUGUCUGCCAGACACCGUGAAGAUCCAGAGAGUGGAGGAGAGGCUGUCUGCGCUCGGUAACGUCAUCGCAUGCAACGACUACGUAGCGCUGGUCCACCCCGACCUCGACAGGGAGACAGAGGAGGUCCUUGCAGACACCCUGAAGGUGGAGGUUUUCCGUCAGACGGUAGCAGAGCAGGUCCUGGUCGGCUCUUACUGCGCGUUCAGUAACCAGGGAGGCCUGGUCCACCCGAAGACGUCCAUCGAGGACCAGGACGAGCUGUCGUCUCUGCUGCAGGUCCCACUGGUGGCGGGCACAGUGAACCGGGGCAGUGAGGUCAUCGCCGGGGGGAUGGUGGUCAACGAUUGGUGCGCGUUCUGCGGCCUGGACACGACCAGCACGGAGCUGUCCGUCAUCGAGAGCGUCUUCAGACUGAGCGACGCAGCACAGCCCUCCGCCAUCGCCACCAGCAUGAGGGACUCGCUGAUCGACAGCAUGGCCUAAAGUCGCCUCUGAAGGUUCCUGCCGUCAAAGAGCUCUACUGCAGGAUCCCACCGGUCUCACACACGAAGACAACGAGCUGCUGGACCUCAUUUCUCCACUUCAAACGCCUCCUCCUCUCUCACAGGACUGUUCACUCAUGAGCGUCGCUCUGAUCGUUUUCAACCUUUAUCCGCUUUUGAAUGAAUCUUUACUAACAGAUCUCCUCCGAUCGAAUCAGCUUUCUGCACAAACUUAAUCAAAAAGAUGACGUUUUAAAGGGAGAAAUCCUGCAGCUGUGCACGUCCCCUCAUCACGUGUUGUUGACCCGAGCCGGGGGAGAUAAUUGGCUGUAGGGAGACAUUAAAACAGGUAGAGCGACGCCGUGUGAGAAGUCUGAUAGUUCAGCCUCUGUUGCUCUCAUGAACGUUUUUUUUAAAUCAAAUGUUUUCUCCCGGUGUGGAGAACGAGAGGCUG
Messenger RNA from Labrus mixtus (cuckoo wrasse), 1360 nucleotides. RefSeq names its product eukaryotic translation initiation factor 6 (gene eif6). Gene Ontology annotation, molecular function: ribosomal large subunit binding. The record is from RefSeq and is a predicted model, not a curated record. The transcript is spliced from 7 exons. The coding region runs from base 167 to 907 and encodes 246 amino acids. Lineage: Eukaryota; Metazoa; Chordata; Actinopteri; Labriformes; Labridae. Gene Ontology annotation, cellular component: preribosome, large subunit precursor; nucleolus; cytosol. Gene Ontology annotation, biological process: maturation of 5.8S rRNA; assembly of large subunit precursor of preribosome; maturation of LSU-rRNA.